AUGUGCUCUAUAGAUAGGCUAUUAAAGCAAAAUGGGCAAAAUAUGAAAAAAAAGCUCGAAGCCAAUACAACUUUUGAGAAAGUAACUGGUUAUGGACUUUUUGGGUAUAGGACUGCAUAUGAUGAAAUGUGUUUGAACAAACUUUUGUUUCACAAGUUUCCCGAAUUAGAGAAAGUCGUGAUGAUUAAAACGCGAUUACUUGUAAUCAUUCGGAACGACAACCCAGCAGUUACGAUUGAGUGGGAGUGUGUGACUGGUGGAAGUGUCGUUAUUGUCUCGGCGUACUCCGGGAUACGUGCCACACUCACUUUCGGGGAAGUGACAACAGUACACCACAUACUUCUGCCUCCAUGGUUGCCUUCUCAGAAAUUGCCCGUGUAA
Messenger RNA from Ambispora gerdemannii, 381 nucleotides. Lineage: Eukaryota; Fungi; Glomeromycota; Glomeromycetes; Archaeosporales; Ambisporaceae. The record is from the annotation of a GenBank genome assembly.